AUGGCGACGGUUUCGUUUACAGUGAACGACAUACAGUGCACCGUGGGUUCAGAAGUAAGUUCGAGCACUUCGCUUCUGAAUUACAUCCGAAAUACUCUAGAGCUCCACGGAACGAAGUACAUGUGUCUGGAAGGAGGUUGCGGGGCCUGCAUCGUCAGCGUCCUUCGGCCGGAUGGGUGUACGCACUCUGUCAAUUCGUGUUUGAUUUCGGUGACAUCCUGCGACAAGUGGCAAAUCACCACAAUAGAAGGUAUCGGCAACAAACAACAGGGUUACCAUAUUUUACAAAAAACUCUCGCGGACAAUGAUGGAACACAAUGCGGAUACUGCAGUCCCGGCUGGGUCAUGGCUAUGUAUGGACUUUUAAAAACGAAAAAAAUGACGAUGCUGGAAAUAGAAAAAUCAUUAGCGAGCAACAUGUGUCGAUGCACUGGCUACAGACCGAUCUUAAAAGCGUUCAAACAGUUCGCUAUCGAUGCCCCUCCCGCUGCAAAACUCAGCAUUGACAUCGAAGACCUCGCUACGUGUAAGGAUAAACGAUGUUCCAGGACCAGUUGUGAUGAGUACGACUGGUGCUUUUUACCCAAAACUGUCGAUGAAGACAGGAUUUAUAUACAAUUGAAAGAUGAUAAGGAAUGGUUCAAAGUACAGACAACAGCGGAAGUCUUUAGCAUACUGCAAGCUAAGGGUGAUGAUUCAUAUAUGUUGGUCGCUGGAAAUACAGGAAAAGGCGUCAUCCCAAUAGUUGACUAUCCUAGAAUAUUGAUAGACAUCAGUGAGGUGUCAGAGCUGAAAGGUUAUUACUUCGACCAGAACUUGGUGAUUGGAGCAGGUUCCACUCUGACUGAACUGAUGAACAUUUUUCAAUAUGUGUCCCAGACGCGAGAAGACUUUAGCUAUCUUUCAGUUCUCAAUGACCAUCUAAAGCUUGUGGCACACAUACCCGUUCGUAAUCUGGGAACGGUCGCUGGUAACUUAAUGUUAAAGCACCAAGACCCAGAAUUCACUUCUGACGUAUUUCUGAUCCUAGAAACUGUGGGAGCGGAUAUAACAAUAGUGCAAUCGUACGGCGCCAAUAAAGUAAUGUCCCUUCCUCAGUUUCUACAAGAAGACAUGACUUCCAAAAUUGUUUACAAUGUGAUAUUACCGCCACUCGGCUUAGAUAACCGUGUCGUCACUUAUAAGGUCAUGAAAAGGUCUCAAAACGCAGUUGCGAUCGUAAACGCAGGUUUUGUAUACAAAAUCGAUCCAAGUUAUCGAGUAAUAUCUGCCCGAAUCGUCUUCUCGGGCCUCCAGCCUGGAUACACGAGAGGAUAUAAAAGUGAGGCCCACUUGAUCGGCAAAAAUUUGUUCAGCAAUGAUACUUUACAAGCAGCUGUCCAGAUAUUAGUCACAGAGAUUGUGGUUACAAAAACCCCUGUGGAAGGAUCCGUGGAUUAUAGGAGAAAACUCGCUAUUGGGCUCUUUUAUAAAGGCCUAUUGUCGCUUUGUCCAUCCAACAUCCUGAAGUCCAGAUAUCGUUCAGGGGCUAUAAAAUUACACGAAUCACGAGGUGUUUCAAGUGGAAAACAAAUUUAUACAACAGACAGCUCUCUUUAUCCUGUGAACCAACCUAUACAUAAGGUUGAAGGCCUGAUACAAUGCGCUGGUGAAGCACCCUACUCAGACGAUGUGCCCAAAAUCCCUCGGCAAGUGUACGCUGCCUUUGUGCUAAGUACGGUCGGAAUAGGAGAAAUCGAACACAUUGAUGACACUAAAGCAUUGGCCGUAAAAGGCGUCAUAGCAUUUUAUACAGCGAAAGAUAUUCCCGGAGCUAAUACAUUUACGAGUGGCGCUAGCGGUAACACCAACGACGAAGAGCUGCUAUGUGAUGGUAAAGUGAAAUUUUUCAAUCAACCUAUAGGCAUAAUUGUCGCCGAAGAUGACCACAUAGCUCAGAUGGCAUCGAGCUUAGUGUGCGUGACAUACAGAAACACCAGGAAACCUGUUAUUGAUGUCAAGGAGGCGAAACAUCUCAAAGAUAAAACGUAUCUCGUUAAAAUCAUAAAUGGUAGUAACCAAGGAGAAGACGUCGUAAGCGUGAUAAGGGGCAAUAAUACUGAAUACGGCCAGUACCACUUCUGUUACGAGAAUAUAGUCUGCGUCUCGUGGCCGACUGAGGACGGAAUAGCUGCCCGAGCUGCUACUCAAAGCACCGACUCGGAUCAAAUUACAUCUUCGCGCUGCUUAAAUAUCGACCAAAACAGAAUCGAUGUAGAAAACCGCCGUAGCGGGGGUGCAUUCGGUUUGAAAAUAACACGGAGUCUCCAGGUUUCCGCUGCGUGCAAUUUGGUCACCUACAAAUUGAACCGCCCCUGUCGCUUUAUCUUGCCUCUCAGAACGACAAUGAGAAGUGUUGGCAAAAGAUUUUCGGCAUCUAUCGACUAUGAAGUUGGCGUCAAUAAAAAAGGAGACAUUCAAUACAUAAAUUACACCGUGUACAGCGACAACGGCUACAUAGUCAACGAGCGAAUUGUCGAGCACACCUACGACGUCUACUUCAACUGCUACAAACAGCAUUUAUUCAACUUUAAGGCCUACGACACAAUAACGGAUAAAGCUUCCAACUCAUUUUGUCGAUCUCCAGGUUCUCUAGAAGCUAUUUCAACCACCGAAUUUAUAUUGGAAAGAAUAGCGUACGAACUAAAUUUGGACCCGCUGGAAGUUCGUCUGGCGAAUUUAGAUGGGAAAUAUCGACAAGUGUUAACAGACAUGGUCGACAAACUUAAAAAAGAUGCAGACUAUCUGAAUAGAAAGAGUCAAGUGAGCCAUUAUAAUAGCGAAAAUCGUUGGAAGAAACGAGGCAUUAGAUUCGCGAUGAUGAAAUGGAAUUCCAAGCCACCGUACUACUCGGACGUGACCGUGUCCGUGCUUCACGGCGACGGAACGGUCGUGAUAGCUUACGGCGGAGCAGAAAUAGGCCAGGGCAUAAACACAAAGAUGAUACAAGUUUGUGCCUAUUUUUUGAACAUUUCCGUUGAUAAAAUAAAGGUGAAAGGAAGCCAUACUACAAUAACACCUAACUCUGCGCCGACUGUCGGCAGUGCUACGUCACAGACCGCCGCUAUCGGAGUGCAGAGGGCGUGCGAGGAUUUACUCGUGAAAAUAGCACCUGUAAGGAGAGAUCUCGAUGAUCCUUCCUGGGAAGACCUAGUAGAGGCAGCGUAUGCGAGGGAAAUAGAUCUGCAGGGCCACGGCUUCGUCAAUACUUCUGACGUGCACAAUUUCGAUGUAUACGCAGUAGCGUUAGCCGAGGUGGAAGUCGACAUUCUAACGGGGGAGUGGAGUAUAAUCAGAGUAGACCUAUUAGAAGACGUCGGUAGAAGUAUUAAUCCGCUCAUAGAUAUCGGACAAAUAGAAGGUGCAUUUAUUAUGGGAGUAGGAUAUUUCACGAUGGAAGACUUGAUUUACGAUUAUUCAGGAGAACUAUUAACAGAACGGACGUGGACCUACAAAAUACUUCAAGCGCUCGAUAUUCCAAUCGACUUCAGAGUAUAUUUCAAACCAAAGCCCUAUAGGAGCGACAUCGUACUUGGAUCCAAAGCCGUCGGUGAGCCAGCAACUGUGAUGGGCGUCGUGGUGCCCUUUGCGAUGCGAGAAGCUAUCGCAUCAGCCAGGAGUGAUGCAGGCAAACCGACGACCGAGUGGUUCGAAAUAGAUGGCCCUCACACCGUCGAAAAGAUAUGCUUAACGUCGUGUACAGAUAUUAAAGAAUUUAAAUAUUACUAG
Leptosia nina is the source of this 3768-nucleotide messenger RNA. The record is from the annotation of a GenBank genome assembly. Lineage: Eukaryota; Metazoa; Arthropoda; Insecta; Lepidoptera; Pieridae.